CCGCCGGACCUCACGGAGACAGAUGCAUUAUAUCCGAAACGGCGCAAGAAGCUGUCUGGUUUCCCACCGCUUAUUUAAAAAAAGUCAUACAAGUUUUAAUAGAAAUGUGUGCUACUAUAUGGCUGUGUUAUACUACAUAAAAGUGAAUAUCUGAGGAUCCACAUAUAAAAAUUGCACUCUUUUAUUCCGUUAACCAACCUAUGGUAAAUUGGAAAGGGUAUGUAAAUAAAUAUCGAUGAGAAUUUGUUAGAAUAAUUGCACCUAGGCUUUCUCGAAUCAGCAAUAAUGCAUUAAAUAUAAAGAUUCUUUACGGCUUGGAGCUUGGCGAGCCGGCGGUCUCCGGGCGAGGAGCUCCUGCCGCGGACCGAGUCAGCGUUUCCGCGACAUUCAUCCGACUGCAGCUUGAAGUCGCACCUCCGUCUCAGUCCCCCUCUUCAAUUGCGGAGUGGCGUCACAUCUACAGGAGCAUCCAAUUCCUUAUCAGGAUGGAGGCUGUGGAAUUUCACCUAGGCAAUGAGCAGCCUUGGACAGCCUACUAUUUGCCGGGCGUCUCUGUAUGUGUGCAUGUCUGUAUGUGUGAACCUGCGAGCCGGAGGACAGUGUAAAAAUGCGUACCAACUAGAAUGACGAAGCAUCGACAAUGGCACCGUGGCAUCAAUGUGAUUAUAUGAAGGGCACCUGUCGCCGGCUCGUCGUUUUUUUCUUUAGCCAUAUCGGCGCUUGACAGUUGGCGUAAAGACCCAAGUGUCUCACCGCGUUUCGCUGCUUGAACAUAAAAAGCAAGGAGAGCCUCCGAAGCGGCGGCCGGUCUUCCCAUCUUCACAGCGCUGAUCGUUAACGGAUGAAGGUUCCCACCAUGUUCAUCUGCACCUCCGCUUCUCUCCCGCAAAUAUCCUGCAAGAAGAUGUUCUUUCUGCUUCUGGCAGUGAGCAGUCUGAGCCUCUUUCUGCACAACAGAGGCCGUUUCAUCUGGACUAUAAAAUCGUUCAAAUGGGCCAGUAACACCUCGUGCAGCCUGCCCUCUGCAGCCACAAAGCCGAAGCACAUGAGCAUCGCCUUCCUGAAGACGCACAAGACGGCCAGCAGCACCAUGCAGAACAUCCUGUUCCGCUUUGCCGAGCACCACAACCUCACCGUCGCCCUUCCACAGAGGCCAUGCGAUCACCAGUUCUGCUACCCAUCCUCCUUUAACUCCAAAUUCGUCCACCCCUACACACUGCCCGCCCACAUCAUCACCAGUCACAUGCGCUUCAACCACAGCGAGGUACAGCGCAUCAUGCCUAAUGACACCAUCUACAUCACCAUCCUGCGAGAGCCGGCCUCCAUGUUUGAGUCGCUGUUCAGCUACUACAACCAGUACUGCCCGAGCUUCAAGCGCGUCCCUGACAGCUCCCUGGAGACCUUCCUGAAAGAGCCCUGGCGUUACUUCCGUCCCACCGAGAAGGACUCCAUGUUCGCCCGCAACGCGCUGACCUAUGACCUGGGCGGGGAUAACAACCACCGGGCCAGCGACAAGGCUUAUGUGAAGGACUUCAUCGCCAACAUCGAGCGCAUCUUCUCCUUGGUCAUGAUCUCCGAGUACUUCGAUGAGUCGCUGGUGCUUCUGCGACACCUGUUCUCCUGGGAGCUGGAGGAUGUGCUCUACAUCAACCUGAACAUGCGCACCCCCAGCUCCCGGAGGUCCCUGCAACAGGGGCUUCCGGCCAGGAUCCGCAUCUGGAACGCUCUUGAUACCCAGCUCUAUAACCACUUCAACGCCAGCCUGUGGCGCCAGCUGGAUGCCCUGGGGCCGGACUGUGUGGCCCGGGAGGUGCAGCUGCUGCGCGAGGCCCGUGACCGCCUGGUGCGCGGCUGUUUCGGGGGCCCGCAGCCUCAGCCGCGCCCAGCGAACCAGAUCAAGGACAAGGUGUUGCGUCCGUGGCAGCCCAGCUCCAAGGUGACUAUCAUGGGCUACGAUCUGCCCCUCAACGCCUCCUACCUAGGCGCCAAGCCGGGCAGCGAGUCACGUGACCGCUGCCUGAAGCUCAUAAUGCCGGAGGUGCAGUACUCGCAGCGCUUGCUGCAGAUACAGUCGCUGCGGUACCGCAGGCGUUUAUCCGAUGUUCUGCGCCGCAAACUAGGCAGGGCUCCCUAA
Paramormyrops kingsleyae is the source of this 2134-nucleotide messenger RNA. RefSeq names its product galactose-3-O-sulfotransferase 3-like. Gene Ontology annotation, cellular component: membrane. Gene Ontology annotation, molecular function: galactosylceramide sulfotransferase activity. Lineage: Eukaryota; Metazoa; Chordata; Actinopteri; Osteoglossiformes; Mormyridae. Gene Ontology annotation, biological process: glycolipid biosynthetic process. The record is from RefSeq and is a predicted model, not a curated record.